AUGAAAGCCGCCCUCCAACUAAAAAAGCCUGCUCUCCUGCACCGGCUCCGACCGCGGAUGUACCGGACUGCGUCGAUGAACCUUCGGCGGCUGCCGGUGCAGGAGGCCCGGCCUCCUCCCGGGAACCCCACAAUGCAAAAACCAAAACAACAACACAGUCACAGCGGACCCCUUGCCACACCCCCUGUGGUCACGGGAAGGGCACGACCCGCGGAAUUGUGGGCCAAACAAAAAAAACUGACACCCGCACCCAACCAGCCAGCGGGACAACAACCGCAGCAGCAACCAACACCGAAAGCAGAGACACUUCUCAGCGGCUUUCCGGCACCUGAGCCGGUCCUCCCAGGUUUACCUCAAUUCCAACGACACCACACACACCCACCGCCAACGGAUCAGCAAUCGAGACCAAAAUCACUCCGAGGAGCAGAGAACAUCAACACAACGAACACCCCAUCACCCCAAUGA
Topomyia yanbarensis is the source of this 465-nucleotide messenger RNA. RefSeq lists its product as uncharacterized. Lineage: Eukaryota; Metazoa; Arthropoda; Insecta; Diptera; Culicidae. The record is from RefSeq and is a predicted model, not a curated record. Bases 1 to 465 code for a protein of 154 amino acids. The transcript is spliced from 4 exons.